AUGUCCAGCCUUCAUCAUCAUCAGCUACCAUUUCUUUCAGCAUCGGCACCAACAGGUUCAUCCUCUUCUCCAAUUAUGAUGGCUCACAACCCUCAUCGGAUACGAGGAGGAAUAGAUGUAUUUGAUACCGAGUUCAAUAUUGGAAGCACAGAAGAUCAUCAUGACGAGGAAGUUGACCCAUUCCAACAACCAGAAGUAGACUCUACGUCGUGCUCAUACGACUCUUCGUCAUGCUCUUCUUUUUCUUCCGCUUCCUUGUACCCUUCAUCCUCUUCUAUGGCCAUGAUGAUGCAUCAUCAACAACAACAACAACAACAUGUACCCAACAUUCAAUGCUCUCGUAAUAAUUUCCAUGGUACGAGAGGUGGUAAAUUCCAUUCAUCCUUUGAUUCUGUGCUCUCGGAUCAGCAACAUGACUUUUCAGACUCUCCUUCCACACCAGCGGGCGCCUUGUUCCUCAUGGAUGGUGAGCUGGGUCAGCAACACAACUUUCACUACAGAGAUGAAUGGAUGACUACCGACGGAUCAACAAUCUCGUCCAAUCCUUCUUCCUCCUCCACUCAUAGAAGCGGAGUGGUGCCCAUCAUGAAACACCACCACAGCACGACUGGUAGCAGUAGUGGUCUUGGAGGUUCAUCUAAAAAGAAGGUUUCCUAUUCGCUCAAUGAUUUUGAAGCAGAGAAACCAACUGGUUUGUCUGAGUUGGAACAAUUAUUUGCCAAUAGAAAGACUUUCAAUUCUCUCUCAAAAAAGUAUUCUACUGAUAAUUUAAUCAAAGAGCAACAUAAGAAGAAUAGGAAUAAGGCAGCAGCAGUGAUAGGGACUGGAAAUAAUAGUGGUAGGCAAGGAUUUAAUUCUCCAUUGCUGAGUACGGGCUCAGUUUCUUCCUCGUCGUUAUUGGAGCCAACUUCUUCCCUAAUUCGAGUAUCUAGAUCGACUCCUGAGCUUUCGGGUGACACGUGCAUUGAUUCUUUCCAAGAUGUUAAGAAAAUUAUACAAUCGUAUUAUGAAUACGAAACAUUCAUGGAAACAACGGAUGGGAGAGAAGAAUUGAGACAAUAUCUAACCAAAAGACAUAACGAGGAGCUAUUACUCAUGUUGGAAACUAGAAUUGCAUUCCUUAGUUUUUAUGAUUCUGAUUUUUAUAAUGAUAGGAGAGGCCUCUUGAAAGUGAAAGAAUUUCAAAUGAUUUAUAACCAAUUCAUUGAUACUGACUCUCAAUUCUGUAUGAAUAUUGACUCGGCCAUUCGAAACAAAUUUGUUAAACUAAAUCCACGAGUGGCACAAGUAACUAACGAAGAUGAAGCCAUAGCAAUUGCUAAUGAGAUUGAUGAGUGUUUGGAUGUUCUUCACUUUUCUGUCACUCUUCAAAUGAAGACUGAAAUAUUUUCUCAAUUCAAGAAAACUGAAGAGUUUCAAACCUUUAUUCUUUCCAAAAUUAUUGAGCUACAAGGAAAGAAGGCAUGGGAUGACUUGGAAAGGCAGUCAAGUCCAGUACUGGGAUCUUCUCCUGUGAAGGCCUCAUCCUCUGCGGGAGGAGGCGGUUUCUUCUCACUCUUCAAAAAGAACAAACAACCUCAAAACAGUAUCAUCAAACGAUUUGAAGAAAAGUCAAUUGAGGAAUUUCUUAUUGAAAAUGAGCUCUCGGAAUAUUGUAGUCAAUUCAAAAAGAAGAAGCUCAAUAAUAUGAGUCAAAUUCAGGAUUAUACUUGCGAAGAUUAUCUAAAAGUUGGUGUUGUCAAGGGAUCUCAUCAAGCUCGAUUGGUGCGACUUGUUGGACAGUAUUUCAGAAGCUAUUGUAAACUUGGAUCCUCAUUAUCGUAA
Naegleria lovaniensis is the source of this 1824-nucleotide messenger RNA. RefSeq lists its product as uncharacterized. Bases 1 to 1824 code for a protein of 607 amino acids. Gene Ontology annotation, molecular function: protein binding. The record is from RefSeq and is a predicted model, not a curated record. NCBI's taxonomy places the organism in Eukaryota, Heterolobosea, Eutetramitea, Acrasida, Naegleriidae. The transcript is spliced from 2 exons.